Molecule: messenger RNA, 709 nt
Organism: Apis cerana (Asiatic honeybee)
Lineage: Eukaryota; Metazoa; Arthropoda; Insecta; Hymenoptera; Apidae
Gene: Trmt112
Product: tRNA methyltransferase subunit 11-2
Biological process (GO): rRNA (guanine-N7)-methylation; tRNA methylation; peptidyl-glutamine methylation
Molecular function (GO): protein heterodimerization activity
Source: RefSeq, a predicted model, not a curated record
CUUUAAUCAUAAUUUUUUCGAAUUAUUUCAAUUAACAAAAUAAUUAAAUAGUACAACAAAAAAAAUGAAGCUUUUAACGCAUAAUAUGUUAACUUCAAAAUGCUUAAAAGGUGUAACUGUUGGAUAUCCCCUUGGAAUUGUUGCAAAAGAUAUUAAAGUCUCAGAAGUAGAUUUCAAUUCAGAAUUUAUUGCAAGAAUAAUUCCAAAACUUGAUUGGGCUACACUUUGGAAAGCUGCAGAAAGUAUAGGACAUGUUGGAGAAUUACCACAAACUCUGAUUCAAGAUUUUGAAACAAAUGAGGAAUUUUUAAAAAAAGUUCAUCAUGUAUUACUUGAAGUUGAAAUCAUUAAUGGAGAUCUAUUAUGCCCGGAAUCUGGUAGAAAAUUUCCAAUCAAUGAUGGUAUACCAAAUAUGCUUUUAAAUGAAGAUGAAGUUUAAUAAUUAAUAUUACAAUAAUAUUAAUAAAUGUUACAAUAAUAUUACAUAAUAUUACAUAAAUUAUUACAUAAAUUAGACACUAUCUUUAUAUUUUUUUUUUACCAAUGAUAAAUAUUUAUAUGUUGUAUAUAAAAUGUUUCUUUCUUUUUUAAAAUAUACAUAGUUUAAUUUUAUAUCUUUGUUAUUGUAAUUAGUACAAAAUAAUGUAACAUAAAAACAAUAAUUUAAAAACAACUAUAAAAAAAUAAAUAAAUAUAUAUUAAAUUAAAA